AUGACAGCCCGGCCAUGGACGGAUGACUUACCGAAAUGCAAGAAUACGUGUGUCGCUUCGUAUUUCUCGAGGUUAGGUGGAGGAAAUACGAACACUACAGAUGAUUAUCUCUGUUUUUACUGCCAGACUGAGGACAAUUUGUCACUCUAUGGAGUAUUUGAGCCACAUAAUGGAAUGGAUGCGGCUAGAUUUAUCAUGCAGAGGAUGGCUGCAGAGAUCCUUUUUCCACCACCAUCUUCAACCAAUACUGAUGAGGAAAUUAGGGAGAGAUUGAGAAAUGCAUUCAUAUCUGUGGAGAAAGCUUAUAUAGAGAACUACGAUGGGUUGAUCGCUGAAAGGACUAGUCUACAAUACCAGCUUCAAACAAUAAAUGAAACACAGGCGAGUCCGAGUCACGCGAUCCUGGCGCGGCUGAAGGAGAUCGACACGGCGCUGUCGGGGGGCGCGGGCGUGGUGCUGGCGCUGGUGCGCGCGGGGGGUGGGGGGGGGGCGCUGUUCGUGGCGCACGUGGGCGACACGCGCGCGCUGCUCGGCCGCACCGACGACAACAGCGUGCUGCGCGUCGUGCAGCUCACCGUGGACCACAGCCUGCACAACGAGGACGAGCUGCUGCGCCUGUCGCAGCUCGGCCUCGACGUCAACAAGCUCAGGAACGCACAAUAUCUUGGCAAUCAGACUGGCACACGAUGCUUGGGCAAUUAUCUAGUGAAGGGCCUGUACAAAGCGUUCCCGAACAUCAGCGCUGCCAGCUCGGAACCUGUCAUCGCUGCACCAGAAAUACACGGACCCAUCAUGUUGGAUGAAUCUUGCAGAUUCCUCGUCCUAGUCAGCUCUGGGGUAUACAAGCGGAUCCAGGAAGCGAAAGGUAGCUACGAACAAACAAACAAAAUGCUCUCACAGAUUAUUGUAGAAAAUUUCAGAAAACAUAGUAAUUUCAAAUUAGUCAGUCAAUUUGUUCUAGAAGAAAUCGAAGAAGAAUUUGUAUCCUAUUGCGUUAAAAAUAACUUAUCACCAAAACCUAACACGCAUAUGUCGUUGUUGAUACGUAAUUUUAACUUUUUACCAACGAAUGAUGACAACGAACCUCCUAGCCAGAGUGUGACCAAAAAUGCUUCGGUUCGAUUCAAUCCCAUCGUUCAAUCGAAAUCGAAUACCUUACUGAAUGAGAUCGAUUCAGAGAUUUACUCUUCAGGAACGAAUGAGAUCGAAACGAAUGAUUCCAAUAUAGACACGAACCGUUCUAUGGAGUCUAGUUCGGACACAGAUCCGGUGGCGAAACAAUUCGAUAGGAAUAAAAGAAUCAAAGCUUAUGUUGAUUUUUCUUGUUAUUAUGAGAAUGUGGCUAAAGCAAGAAAAAAUGGCACUUUACCUGACUUUAUUAAUUAA
Messenger RNA from Arctia plantaginis, 1386 nucleotides. NCBI's taxonomy places the organism in Eukaryota, Metazoa, Arthropoda, Insecta, Lepidoptera, Erebidae. The record is from the annotation of a GenBank genome assembly.